This is a messenger RNA of Saprolegnia parasitica CBS 223.65, 1402 nucleotides long. RefSeq lists its product as hypothetical. The record is from RefSeq and is a predicted model, not a curated record. NCBI's taxonomy places the organism in Eukaryota, Oomycota, Saprolegniomycetes, Saprolegniales, Saprolegniaceae. The transcript is spliced from 2 exons. Gene Ontology annotation, molecular function: creatine kinase activity. Gene Ontology annotation, biological process: phosphocreatine biosynthetic process. The coding region runs from base 1 to 1323 and encodes 440 amino acids.
AUGUUUGCCAAAGCUCUGCGCAGCAACGCCCACGUCGUCGCCGGCGUCGGCGCCUUCACGCUCGGUAUCGCCGGCGGCCUACACCGCCCGGCUACGACCAGCGCCCCCGCGGCGCCGAUCACGCUUGAAGAAAUCGCAACGCGACUUCGCGCCAUCGAGCACGACCUUGGGCUCAAGCCCGUGGAGGCUGAAGACGCCAAGCCCAAGUACAACAACUACCCGGUCUUGUCGCCGAAGCACCGGUCGCUCAUGGCCAAGAACCUCACGCCUGAGAUCUACCACAAGCUCGCGGGUCGCGCGACGGCGUCCGGCUACACGCUCGACCAAGCGAUCCAGACCGGCAUCGACACGCCGCACCUUGGCGUCGGCAUUGUCGCUGGCGACGAAGAGUCGUACGUGACCUUCAAGGAGCUCAUGGACCUCGUCAUCGAAGGCUGGCACGGCUACAAGCCCUCGGACAAGCACCACUCGGACAUGGACUACACCAAGAUCAAGAACGGUGACAUUCCGUCGUCGUACGUCGAGUCGACACGCAUCCGUGCUGGUCGCAGCGUCCGCGGCCUCGCGCUUCCGCCGGGCACGUCCCGCGGCGAGCGCCGUGAAGUCGAGCGCGUGCUCUCCAAGGCUCUCGGCAACCUCCUUGGCGAUCUCCGUGGCAAGUACUACCCGCUGAGCAAGAUGACCAAGAACGAAGAACAGCAGCUCAUCGACGACCACUUUCUCUUCCAGAAGCCCGGCGGCGGCACACUCCUCACGAACGCGGGUGCGGCGCGCGACUGGCCCGAUGGCCGUGGCAUCUUCCACAACGACCAAAAGACGUUCCUUGUCUGGGUCAACGAGGAAGACCACAUGCGCGUCAUCUCGAUGGAGAACACGGGCAACGUCAAGAACGUCUUUGAGCGCUUCUGCCGCGGCGUCGCCGACGUCGAGAAGGUCGUCAAGGCCGAGGGCCGCGAGUACAUGUACGACGACCACCUUGGGUUCAUCUGCACGUGCCCGUCCAACCUCGGCACGGGUCUUCGCGCCAGUGUCAUGAUCAAGUUCCCCAAGCUCUCGGAGAACUCGGACCAGUUCUACGCCCUCUGCGAUGCGCUCGGCCUCCAAGCGCGCGGCGCCAAGGGCGAGCACUCGCCGCCAGGUCCUGGUGGCGUCUAUGACGUCUCCAACAAGGCGCGCAUCGGCUACUCCGAGGUCGAGCUCGUGCAAACCAUGAUUGACGGUAUCUGGAAGCUCAUCGAUCUCGAAGAAGACCUCAAGAAGGGUCUCUCGAUCCAGAAGAAGGUGGCGGCGCUCGGCGUCAAGGUCACCAAGGGCGGCCAUUAAGCGACCGAUGCGUCUCUCCGUCGUACGACCACUUGGUAAAGGGAUCCACAAUACAGAGACGUCUCUUGGUCAUCCACGU